Chanos chanos (milkfish) is the source of this 2014-nucleotide messenger RNA. RefSeq names its product solute carrier family 5 member 6a (gene slc5a6a). Gene Ontology annotation, molecular function: symporter activity. Gene Ontology annotation, cellular component: membrane. NCBI's taxonomy places the organism in Eukaryota, Metazoa, Chordata, Actinopteri, Gonorynchiformes, Chanidae. The coding region runs from base 115 to 2004 and encodes 629 amino acids. The transcript is spliced from 15 exons. The record is from RefSeq and is a predicted model, not a curated record. Gene Ontology annotation, biological process: sodium ion transport; transmembrane transport.
GCAGAGAGCCUACGGCCAGACUGACUGUGUGGCCCUUUCUGACCCAUCCCUGAUUUGAACUUUGUGCUGUGUCAUCCUUUGGUGCUACCUCCUUCACACACACUACCCAGAAUCAUGGGGGAAAUGGUCCAGAUGCACUUUGGUACGGUGGACUACGUCAUCUUCGCUGUGCUCCUGGUGGCCUCUGCUGGGAUCGGGCUGUUUUACGCGUUCUCCGGGGGGCGCCAAAGAACCACGCAGGAGUUCCUGCUGGCGGACCGAAGCAUGAGCUGCCUCCCUGUCUCCUUGUCCCUGUUGGCCACCUUCCAGUCGGCCGUGGCCAUCCUGGGUGCUCCCUCAGAGAUCUACGCACACGGCACGCAGUACUGGUUCCUGGGCUGCUCCUAUUUCCUGGGCCUGCUUAUCCCAGCCCACAUCUUCAUCCCUGUGUUCUACCGUCUCAGACUCACCAGUGCUUAUCAGUACCUGGAGCUCCGCUUCAGUAAAAGCGUUCGCAUCUGUGGAACCAUCACCUUUAUUUUUCAGAUGGUUAUCUAUAUGGGAGUAGUGUUGUAUGCUCCUGCCCUGGCUCUCAAUGCAGUUACUGGAUUUGACCUGUGGGGUGCAGUGUUGGCCAUGGGACUGGUGUGCACAUUGUACACAGCAUUGGGCGGGCUGAAGGCAGUGAUCUGGACGGAUGUUUUCCAAACGGUGGUGAUGUUCGCUGGGCAGCUGGCAGUGAUAGUAGUGGGCACUCAGCAGGCAGGGGGCAUCGCUGAGGUGUGGAGGAAAGCUGAGAAUGGCAGUCGCAUCGCAGGCUUGGAUCUAAACCCUGACCCCCUGGAGAGACACACGUUCUGGACUCUGGCCGUGGGUGGUGUCUUUCUCAUGUUGGCUCUGUAUGGAGUGAACCAGGCUCAGGUCCAGAGGUACCUCAGCUCCCGGACUGAGAGGGAAGCCAUUAUGUCCUGCUACGCAGUGUUUCCCACCCAACAGAUUGUUCUCACAAUGAGCUGUCUAAUGGGACUGGUCAUGUACGCUCGCUAUGGGGAGGACAGCCCCCUUGACAAAGGCUACGUCAAGACCAACGACCAGAUGGUGCUGUACUUUGUGAUGGAUGUGCUGAGAGACCUGCCCGGACUCCCUGGACUGUUUGUGGCCUGUUUGUUCAGUGGAGCGCUCAGUACGAUAUCGUCUGCCUUCAACUCCCUGGCAACGGUUACCAUGGAGGACCUGAUCAAGCCUCAUGUUCCUGCAAUGACUGAAACUCGAGCCACAUGGCUGUCAAAAGGCCUCGCUCUAGGAUAUGGUCUUGUGUGUUUAGCUAUGGCCUACAUUGCCUCUCUAAUGGGAUCCGUUCUACAGGCAGCCCUCAGUAUCUUUGGGAUGGUGGGGGGUCCACUGCUGGGGCUCUUCUGUCUUGGGAUGUUUUUCCCCUGGGCAAACUCCAUAGGUGCAAUUGUAGGGCUGAUCGCUGGCCUGAUCAUGGCGUUCUGGAUUGGCAUCGGAAGUAUAGUUAUGCGCAUGUCUGCUGCACCCCCCCCUCCAGUGCUGAAUGCCACUGCUCUGCCUGACAUGGGAAACAUGACAACCAUUGCCAUGACAACUGUCAUAAAUUCCAUCACCACCAAACCCAGGCCCACGGGACUGCAGGCUCUGUAUUCAUUGUCAUACAUGUGGUACAGUGCCCAUAAUUCUACUACUGUUGUAGUAGUUGGUCUGAUAGUCAGUCUCCUCACAGGCCCACAGAAGGAGAAGGACCUGACCCCCGGCACAGUGUACCCUGUCCUGGGGAAACUGCUCUUCUUCCUGCCUGAACAGUACAAGGAGAAGCUGUGCUGUGUCACCCCCCUGGAGGACAAGUCCAAAGCUUUUGACGGACAACCGUACCAGAUGGCGCAGAAGGAGAGUAAUGGCAUUGCCUAUACCAAAGAAGAGGACAGUUCCGAGAAACCAACAGAAGAAAGCAAUGCCGCCCAACCAUCCCAUCGCCUGGGUCACGUGCUGCAGGAGACCACCUUAUGACCACCCCUGU